Molecule: messenger RNA, 1291 nt
Organism: Sesamum indicum (sesame)
Lineage: Eukaryota; Viridiplantae; Streptophyta; Magnoliopsida; Lamiales; Pedaliaceae
Source: RefSeq, a predicted model, not a curated record
CCCAAUUGGUGGUGGACUCCGGCAAUAACUGCCAAUUUACACAGCUGCUGCUGCCUCAGUCUUUCCCUCCUAACCCAACCUUCAAAAAUCAGUUUCAGAUCAAACAGAAAAGAAUUGUUUGGUGAUUUGAAUCAAAGAAAGAAGGGAAACGAUGAGCGAUGAUCAAGAACACAAAUUCUUCCAAGAACUCCGCGACGAAGACAGCAUUUCGAGAUCCUUGCUGCACCUCUCCACCGCUGCCAACCACCAACCAACCACCGUCGUUCCGCCAACCACCUCGGAUUACACCACAACAUGUAAAAGACACUCCAUUUCAUCGCCAUCAUCGUCGCAUCAACCAUCUUGCAGAAGGGCCACUCUCCAUCCCCCUUCUUCCCCAUCCUCCACCGCCGAUUACCGCCCCCUUGGCUUCACCAAACUCCCACUUCCACACCCUUUUCCAACCGCUUCGCCGCCCCCUCUCCGCCGCACCAUCUCCGAGCCCAUAUACUCUACUGACACCUUCAAUUCUGCCGCCACGCCACCGCAAUUAUCGGAAUUGCCCACUUCUCCAGGCCCAGUCUUGAACCAACCACUGCAAGAAAUUUCCAACAGAAAUAUUGUUCAAGAAUCAUAUACACUUCCAGAUACACUGCCAGUUAUCCACCGCACGAUUUCGGAUCCCAAUCCCGUCGGCAAUCAGCAGGUGGUGGCUGGCAGCCGAACGCCGCCGCUCCCACCUCUGUCAAGAAAUGUUUGGAGGUCUCCGAGCUGUGGAGAGAGUCCUAGUACCAAAAGGCUGAAGAGAAUGAGAGACCGGCUAAAAGAGAUGAGCCAGUGGUGGAAUCAAGUCGCGUGUGAAGGCGAAGAAGAAGAAAAUGAAUCUGAAGAUUACAGCACUGACAACAUCACCAAUGUCCGAGACGAAUCUGAGAUUGAUAUGGAAAAUCCUCCACAGGAAGCUGUGUGGGUCGAGAAGAACGUGAUUUCUGCAUUAAGCCUGAUCAUGCACAGAGAAGAAAUGCAAAGACUGGGGGGGCUGUGUGUAUUUAUAGAGAAGGAGUGCCUCUUGGCAGAAACUUUGGAUGACCUGGCUUUUCGAGAAAGAAGGCGAAAAUUUAGGGAUAAGGCACAAUUUUAUCUCCUCGUUGACUUGAGCAACACGUUUUUUGUUGGAGGAGGCUCCGUCUAUGCGAGGACUCUUGUUCUGCAAGGAGUCUUUUUAGGUCAAGGAGUUCAGCUUCUUGAGGACGUCUCCCUUCCCCCAGAGUUGGGCUUGGAAGGCAAGCCUCGUACCAGGCCUCCUUCUUGA